AUGGUGAUGGACCCUGCUGGCGGGCGAGACGAGCUGCGGCGUCAGGCAGAGCGUCUUCGACGGGAGGAGGCGUACUAUCACUUCAUCAACGAGCUGAGCGAGGAAGAGUACCGCCUCAUGAGAGACAGCAACCUGCUGGGCACACCUGGUGAGAGGAACCUAGAACACCUGACCUCACUAGAACCCCUAACGCAGGGUUGCAUAGCGCCAAUCCCCCAGGGCAGCGAUGUGUGCUGGUUUUCCUCAUUGUUUUUAAAUCACAGGCUAAUUCGUACUAGGACAACCACGUGCCUGGUCCCCCUAGCCCAGGGAUGGGCAACUCCAGUCCUUGGGGGUCCUGAUUGGUCUCACUUUGUCAUGCACCCCUUCCCCAACCCAACCCAAUAGACUGAGCCCCGCUAAUGCACCCUAAUAAAGGCCUACCCUCACACACACACGCACAUUAAUGUGUAACAAUAUCACAUUUUAUAUAUGGCUUCAUGUUGGCCACUAAGGGCUGAAAUGAACCUGAACCCUCGACAAUCAAGCAUAUAACCCUCCAUCAUACACCCUCCAUAUUGACCUAACAAAGGACAUGUUGUUCCCCAGGUGAAGUGACAGCGGAGGAGCUGCGGCAGCGCCUGGACGGGGCAAAGGAGCGCGUGUCAUCUCAGCCCCGCCCUGAACCACACCCACAGAACACUGAGGCCGGAGAGGAGGAGGGGAGCAGCGGUGAGGGGGAGGAGAGCGAGGGAGGGGCAGGUAGGGAUAAAGAGCUAUAGCGGUGGUAGUGGUUUUAUGGGCUUAUAGGGGUUACGGUGGGAAAUUAAUGCUAAAGCUAUGUAUAACCUAAACUUCACAGAUUGUUAUGGGUCUCAAAAGGUUCCUGGCCUAAUUGCUGCUGUAUACUCACUCAGUUCAGUUUAUUUAUUAUUGAUCAAAGUACUGAAGUAUUACUAGAUAAUUACAACUGACUCAGUUCAGUAACGAGCCGCUGUCUCUAUAGCUACUGCUGAGCCGGGAGCAGAGGACGUCUAACGGCGACUCACUGCUGGAGUGGCUGAACACCUUCCGACGCACCGGGAACGCCACGCGCAGCGGCCAGAGCGGCAACCAGACGUGGCGCGCGGUCAGCCGCACCAACCCCAACAGCGGAGAGUUCCGCUUCAGCUUGGAGAUCAACAUCAACCAUGAGCAGCCAGAGCCAGGGGAGCACAGUGAUGCCCCCGACCCCUCAGAGCUGUCCCCUGUCCCCCCUCCAUCCACAGCCUCCUCAGCCUCCAUACGCACUGCCCCCUACACCCCCUCCACUCGCCCCUCACCCUACACCCCUGCCCGGCCCUCCCCCUAUCCCUCACCUCGAGCUACCCUGGGCAGGAGGGCUCAGAUCCGCCGUACACGCAGUAGUACCACCAUACCUCCUCUGACUCCCGCACCCCUCACCACACCCCUGUUCCCCCCUACUGCUCUAAGGGGUACAGCAGCCCUCCACCUUCCACCACCCCUAGUCCCCAUCACCCCCCCUACCCUUCAGGAUCAAAUAAGCCCUCCACAGCUCCAACCCCCAAGCGGGUCUUCCUCCCCAGGGGAGGGGCAGGAGGAGGACUGCCCCCGUGUACCGCCCCAGUCUGGCCCCCAGGUGGCGUCUGUGGGGCGUGAGCCGCGCAGCAGCAGGACUCGAUCCCGCGGCCGGAUCCGCAGGCCUGCAGCAGGAGGUGGGACUUCCUCCCGGUCGUCUAGGAGACGUAGCCGCUCCCCUCUUCAGAGAAACCCCACCCCUAACUCGGCUACCUUGUCCCCUAGUGGUGGGAGUGAAAAUGGUGUCUCUAAUAAUGGCCACUCUGCCGAGCCCGGCCAUGGAACUGCUUCUGUCUCCAUGGAGACCGGUGAGGCCGUGUCAGAGCCGGCUGUACUAACAGAGCCUGGCCCAGAGGCAGGUGAGCAGGAGGGAGAGGCGCAUAUGGCCGGGUCGGGGGGUGCAGGAGGGGUGCGGCGCCACCCCACCAUCAUGCUGGAUCUGCAGGUGCGGCGCAUCCGACCGGGAGAGAACCGGGACCGGGACAGCAUCGCCAGCCGUACCCGUUCCCGCGCCCGCGCCGCCGAGAACACUGUCACCUUUGAGAGCGACAGUGGGGGCUUCCGGCGCACCAUCUCCCGCUCGGAGCGGGCCGGGAUCCGGACCUACGUCAGCACCAUCCGGAUCCCUCUGAGGAGGAUCAGUGAGACGGGCCUGGGGGAACCCAGCUCCACUGCCCUGCGCUCCAUCCUCAGACAAAUCAUGACUGGCUUCGGAGAGCUCAGCUCCCUCAUGGAGACAGAGGCUGACUCUGAGACCACCGAGGGCACGCCCGGUCACCAGGACCCUGCAGGACCCAAUGCUAACACCAACACCACACAGACCUACCGUAGCCACGGUAACGAGAGUGGAACUGUGGCGGGAGGCCAGGCAGGAGGGGCAGAGACGGAGAGAGAGGGGGCGGCAGGGGCCGAGGAGGUAGAAGGAGGGCAGGGGAGGUUAGGCGGGAGUGGCGACGGUGUAGUCCCAACCCCCGACGAUGGUCGGCCGAUGAGCAGGGACACAAACAACCUGGUAGAGAACGGCACGCUGCCCAUCCUGCGGCUGGCCCACUUCUUCCUGCUCAACGACGAGGAGGACGAGGAACACUCUCGCGGCCUGACCAAAGAGCAGAUCGACAUACUGGCCACGCGCACCUACGGCCAGGCCAGCCUGGAGGGGGAGGCGGGGCGCGCCUGCAGCGUCUGUAUCAACGAGUACGCCCAAGGGAACAAGCUGCGCCGCCUGCCCUGCGCCCACGAGUUCCACAUUCACUGCAUCGACCGCUGGCUCUCUGAAAACAACACCUGCCCCAUCUGCAGGCAGCCCAUCCUCCCCGUGCACCAGGACUGA
Molecule: messenger RNA, 2887 nt
Organism: Coregonus sp. 'balchen'
Lineage: Eukaryota; Metazoa; Chordata; Actinopteri; Salmoniformes; Salmonidae
Source: the annotation of a GenBank genome assembly